Molecule: messenger RNA, 2427 nt
Organism: Thamnophis elegans (Western terrestrial garter snake)
Lineage: Eukaryota; Metazoa; Chordata; Lepidosauria; Squamata; Natricidae
Gene: ANKEF1
Product: ankyrin repeat and EF-hand domain containing 1
Exons: 9
Coding region: 1-2427 (808 amino acids)
Molecular function (GO): protein binding
Source: RefSeq, a predicted model, not a curated record
AUGUCUUUGGCUGACAAGAGGCUUGAAAACCUCCAGAUAUACAAAGUCCUUCAGUGUGUUCGCCAGAAGGACAAGAAACAGAUUGAAAAGCUCACCAAGCUUGGAUACCCUGAACUCAUCAAUUUCACUGAGCCAGAAAAUGGAGACAGCGCCCUUCACUUGGCUUGUGUGGCCAACGACAUUGACAUGUGCAACUUUCUUUUAGAGCUUGGCGCUCACCCCGAUGUCCAAGACCGAAUGGGGCGCACCCCCGUGAUGAAAGCAGCAGAACUUGGCCAUGACUUGGCCUUGGAUGUGCUAGUCCAGGCAGAGGCAGAUAUGACAAUAGUGGAUGCAGAAGGAAAAGGAGUGCUGUUUUAUUGCAUUCUGCCCACCAAACGGCAUUUCCGCUGUGUUCAGAUGGUCCUUGAAUUUGGAGCGGAUGUUAACAACUGCACUUUUGAGGGGAAGCCAGUUUUUGUACAAGCCUGUGAGCAAGCCCACGAGAUCAAAGAUAUAUGUAUGACAUUUUUGGAAAGAGGAGCAGAUCCCAAUGCAACAAACCCAGCAACAGGCCGCACUGCCUUGAUGGAAGCAGCAAGAGAAGGGGUUUUAGAGGUGGUCCGGGGUAUCCUGGAGAGAGGUGGGAAUGUUAAUGUUUUUGACAACGAGCGACACCAUGCUGCCCAUUUUGCUGCCAAAGGAGGGUUUUUUGAGAUUCUGAGGAUUAUUUCUUCGUACAAUGGAGAUGUGGGCCUUAUAGCCAUGAAUGGAAAUACGCCUCUUCAUUAUGCUGCUGCUGGAGGUUUUGCCGAGUGCUGCAGGUUUAUCGGUCAAAGAGGUUGUGAUCCUACCUGGAGAAACUUAGAGAAGAAGCUACCAAGGCAGGUUGCUAAGGAAGGGGGGUUCAAAGCAGCUGCAAAGGAGAUACGUAAAAUUGAGCGGCGAUUUGCCAAAUUUUCCAAACCUAAACCUGGAGUUAAGGACCCCAAUCCACCCUGGGCUAUCAGGCUGCACGAUUGGUCUGGAGAAAACCAGGCGAGCCUUCGGGAAGCACUUGAGCCAUUGGAUCGAGGGGAUGGGACUGUGACCAAGGAAGACUUUAUAGCCGUUAUUGAGGAAAGGUAUCCAUUUAUUGAGUUGGAGCAGCUACAAGCAAUAGCUCACAGUCACGAGAAAACACGUGCUGCAGGCGUUAACAUUGAAGAAUUUCUGAAGGGCAGCCGGUACUUGCAGAAGGCUUUCCUUCUUGGGAGUUACGGUCCAAAGAAGAAGAAGCCCAAGAAAGCAAAAGGCAAAAAAGGAAAAUUUGCCAUGCCAAUGCCCAUCUGUGUCAUUCCAGAGAGCUCUCGCUCUCGGCGGACAGACGGGGGACCCCCAGAAUACAUGAUCGAAACGUAUCAAAAUGUAACCGACUGCACUCGGUUUAAUCGGGAUCAUCCUCCGGAACACCCAUUGCAGGAUGAUUCCUGGUGGUACAUUGAAGACCCACCCAAGAACUAUGCCAACAUCAAUUAUCUUGCCAAAGAGGGGGACCUUUCAUCCAUAAAGAAAGCAUUCGAGGCAGGGGUGCCAGUAGACAUCAGAGACCAUUUCUAUAAGACUCCGUUGAUGGCUGCCUGUGCAAGUGGCAACAUGGAAGCAGUACAGUUCCUUCUUGAAAAGGGGGCAAAUGUGAAUACCACAGACAAUUUCAUGUGGACUCCUCUCCAUCAUGCCUGCCAUGCAGGACAGCAAGACAUUGCUGAACUCCUUGUCAAAGCUGGUGCCACGAUAGAUGCCGUUUCAAUCAAUGAUGGGACCCCAUUGAUGAGGGGUAUUGAGAGCAGUCGCUUGGACACCGUGCAGUAUUUAAUCAACAGUGGUGCUAAGGCGCAGAAGACAAACCGAAGAGGACAAAACUCACUGGAAAUUGCCAGGGCCUAUGCAGACAACCGACUGAUCCACUUCAUUCAAGAUACCUUGGACCACUUGCCACAAACCGUAGAAGUCAAACCGGAUAAGAAGAAAGGAAAAAAAGGGGGCAAGCCUAAAGCUGCUUCUCCUACUACUCCAGCUCCAUCAGGAGUUCCAGCUCAGGCUCCAGUUGUUCCCAAGCCAAAGCCUGUAGAAGACUCAAAGGAGUCUGUGAAAGAAGAGAUGCCACAACCACUUGAGUCUAUUAUUGAGAAAUCACUCUUUGAAGAAGAGAAGGAAUCCAUCAAAGAUAAUGUAGUUUAUCUGAAUUCCCUGAUAACCAGAGGGGUUACAAAGAAACUUAAUAUCACUUUCACACCACAGAGAUCUUGGAGUCCUGAAGCAACCACAAAAGAUCUUCUCAGAAAGAGGGAAUUACGUCGGCAGCGUUUUACUUAUGAAGUGGACUUUGAUGAUGAUUUCAUGAUGCCUUUUAAGAAGAAUUUCAUGGAGAAAGUCCAUGCACUGCAACAAGGCAGUGCUUUGCAUUAA